AAAAAUCAGUUGUUGGCUGGCUAUUAUUGCCAAUAGAAGUUAGGAAGAAGAAUCACCAACCUUACCAUUAUAACCCAAUGGCAAUAUAAUAUUUAUUUUUGUAGAUUUUGGUUAUUUAAUUAGGUAUCUUCUAUGAAAGCACUUAAGUCUUCGUUAAUGGAUACGUGGGUUAUAUUAAUAAAUAACACCAAAUUUAUGCAUCAUAUUGUUUCUAAAACGUAAGAAUGAAUACAAAUUACAAUAAAAGAAAAGCUGAUAACAAGAACUAUUAUUCUGAAAGAGGACGCCGUUCAUCUUAUCUUAGACCACAUAGGCAAAAUGUUCAUUAUUCCCAUUCCCGGUAUCAUUAUUACAACUUUGCAACGGGCUACCCCAGAGCAACGAGAGCAAAUUCAAAUCACUACGAUAAGGUAAAUAGACCGUCUGUGAGAGCGGCUUCUCCAGUGGAGGGAACUGAAGAAUUUACUAUGAAGCAAAUUCAACAAACCAGUGCCAUUAUCAUGAGACAGUUAUUAUCACCAGAAGAAUCAACUGAGAACCUUAAAAAUGAUUGUCCCCAUAAAGUGAAUGAAUCAUUGAGUAGUCCUAAAAGCCAAACCACAACAACAACCAAACGGGACAAGCAGAUUUCACUUCCGAAAACAAGUAAUUUUAAAACAAACAAGAACAACGAAAAGUUUGACAUCAAUGUCAUUCAGGAAAAAAUAAUUAACCACAUUAUGAAUUUAAACAAUGGUAAGAAAAAGAAUCUGAUAAACUCCGCAUGCAGUGGAUACGAUAAAGCCAUCUGGCAGAUACAGAAACAGAAACGGCUUGAGAUAUCGAGAGCGUUAAGGAAUAUGUGUGCAUCCCAAAACACUCAGGAAUCCACUAACUUUAUCAACUCUAUUAUGCCCGAUAUUGGGAUUCAAAUUCAAGACUUACCAAUUGAGGUUAUUGAAGAAUUAAGAAUGACUCUCAGUCUAGAUGGUGAAGGUUUAGAUAACUUCCCCUUUGUAUCUGAUAAUGCCACUAGUCCUCUCUCUAAAAGUUGUAAUGAUAACGUCGUGAUUGAUGUCAACCAGGAAUCGGAAGAAACUGAGCCUGUGGCAACUGAGGACCCAAACGAAGUUGCACCAAUUAAACUGGAAACAUUUGCGGACGACAUAGCGAGUAGGACCGAGGUUCGAAACGAACAAUGCUUAUUGCUAUGCAACGAAACUUGCGAUCAAGUGAAUAUUUCAGUAAAGGAGGAAAUUGAACCGAAUCAGAACGAAAUUUGCGACGAAGUAAAUAUUUCGAUCAAGGAAGAAGACGAAUUGAAGCAAAACGAUCAAAUGGAGAAUGAACCUUCUGAGGAAUUUAAAGUGAAUCGGAUAGAAAGAUGUUGCCAGACGGAUCGUCCGGCUCCCACGAGCGAAAGCUUUUUAAAUUUCUUUGCCGAGGAGUUUGGAGGCUGCGACACAACUAGUUUGUCGGCCGUAAUCGGCAAGAUGCAUUUUGUCGACGAAUGUGUGGGCAAGUUGAUCGAAUACAGACAGUCUCUGUUUAAACGGUUGCAGAUUGCCGACAAGAAGGCGGAAGAAACGGUGCCGCCGGAACCGCUACGGGAGAAAGGCAAGGAGAGCGAAAAAGAGCAUAGUUACGACGUCAUAAGUUUUCCCGCUUUGCAGGAAAAAGUUGUGGACAUAAAGGUGGUGGAGGAAUACAUAGUGGCCGCUACCGAGAAGGGACGAAUUUUGUAUUUCAGUUUAACGGGACCCCUGGUUCACGCCAUAUGCGUGACGAACGUUCCCUUGACCUGUAUGCUGCUGUGUCCCAGCAAACUCGAUGCGACGUACAUGUACGUCGGCUCGUUGGGCAGCGAUUUGAUAGUUUACAACUUCGACAAUCGGAAAAUCGUCAAGGCCAUAGCCAUCGCGGAUAGCGUGCAGUGCAUGGAUGCGAAGUGGGGCUACGUGUUCGUGGGAUGCUUACGGGGAACGUUACUGAGAUAUUCCUUAAAGAAAGAAAAAGUGGAGUUCGAGGAUAAGUCCAUGACCAACAUUCACGUGAUAAAGGCGGUCCAAGAAGGGCCUCGGUACGUUUUGUUGGUGGGAAAUCGCAACGCUCCCGUUUGCGUGCGCGACGCCCUCUCGGGCCUUUAUCUGCGCAAUUUUUCCAAGGACGAAAUGCCCGUCACCGUCUAUUCGUUGUUGUUAGAACGGAAUUUACUUUAUUGCGGAACCACGUGCAAAGACAUUUUAGUUUAUAAUUUCCACGAAGGGCAUUUCGUCAAAUCACUUGACGCAUCGAAAUCUAAAGGUAUAAGUUGCAUGGUUAUCCACAAAGGUCUUCUUCUUGCGGGUUGCACCAACGGGUUAAUAUACGCCUACACUACCAAAACAAAUGCAUUUGUGGCCAGUAUUCAAGGACCCGGAGGCGUCAUCUUGUGUAUGGCACUGUUUAGAAAUCAGGUUAUCGUGGGCACCAUGUCAUAUCAGUUUCAGUCUGUCGUGAUACCAGAUCAUAUUUUAUCAUUUUUGUAACGUAAAUUUGUAAGUAUAAAAAUAAAUAAAAAGUUAUAGAAAAGUAAAUGU
Cylas formicarius (sweet potato weevil) is the source of this 2558-nucleotide messenger RNA. RefSeq lists its product as uncharacterized. Gene Ontology annotation, cellular component: membrane; cytosol. The transcript is spliced from 8 exons. Gene Ontology annotation, molecular function: RNA binding; SH3 domain binding. Bases 225 to 2507 code for a protein of 760 amino acids. The record is from RefSeq and is a predicted model, not a curated record. NCBI's taxonomy places the organism in Eukaryota, Metazoa, Arthropoda, Insecta, Coleoptera, Brentidae.